CCUGAUUCUACCAACAAUACUUUGAACCUGUGGGUCCACGGCUGUUCUGCAUACAGAGGUGGAGGCGGCGGAGUGCCCCAGGUUUUCCUGACGGCGCAGCAUAAUUCCCAUCCUAGGCUUAGAGUAAAUGUAGAAGGAGAUAAUUUAGGUAGUUUGUCCGUAUCUUGGCUCCCCCGCUCUUCUCACUCACUUCUCUUAGCAUCCUUGGGCCUAGAGUACGAUCACCUACGAAGACGAUGUCUGUCAACCCAUCAACUUCCAUUCAAACUUACCAUGCCAACUGUCACUGUGGCAUGAUCACAUUCUCCGUGAGAUUACCGGACCUAGCUUCAUCAAAGGUCGUAUCUUGCAACUGCUCUAUAUGCACGAAGAAUGGGUAUCUUUUCGUGUAUCCCAAGUGUGAAGAUGUUAUCUUCCACUCUGGCGAGCUCAAAAUGACAUCCUACCGUUUUGGACAUGCCAAGAAGGAACAUAAGUUCUGUCCGACGUGCGGGACUAGUAUCCUCAUCGAUUUCUCCCAAGCAGAUCGAGAGAUCGAGAGGCAAGUCACCGCGAUAAAUGUGCGGACAUUUGUCGGAGCUGGAGAUCUCAUAAAGGACCUAGAUUUAAAACAUGUUGAUGGGAAAACCAAGCUCGGGCCAGCCUAUAUCGAACCUCUCCCUUGAGAAAUAAGCAUGGUUCAGAAUAGAAAUCAUCGAAUCUUAAUCUUCUUGAUAAAUAUCUGAAAAUGUCUUCACUGUGCCAUUUGUCUAGCUUAGAUGAGGGGAAUGGCCUGUCGGGCAAUGGCAAUGUUACGAACUCUCUCUGUUGGGAAAAUCGCAGAUCAGGUCUCAUCGGCCUGAGCGCUUAAAAGCUCCUUCCGCUUUCUUCUGUCAUCACGUGACUAUGAUCUAGCUGAUCUAUGUGAUCUGCCUCAGAUCACACAGAUCACAUAGAUCACAAACUCCAUUCUUCAGUUUUACGCACAUACUCUAUAUUUAUAUGAUAUUAAUAUUCCCCUUUGUAUUUAGUCAUUCUUUUGUAGUUAUUUAUUAACUUCGAUAUGAAUUCUAUUCAUUGACUACUAUCCAGACUCCUAUCUGUGUAGAAUAGUGGUAGGAGCCCCUGAAAGCC
This is a messenger RNA of Xylaria bambusicola, 1113 nucleotides long. Its product is annotated as glutathione-dependent formaldehyde-activating, GFA. The record is from RefSeq and is a predicted model, not a curated record. NCBI's taxonomy places the organism in Eukaryota, Fungi, Ascomycota, Sordariomycetes, Xylariales, Xylariaceae. Gene Ontology annotation, molecular function: carbon-sulfur lyase activity. The coding region runs from base 237 to 665 and encodes 142 amino acids. The transcript is spliced from 3 exons.